This is a messenger RNA of Mauremys mutica (yellowpond turtle), 3151 nucleotides long. Its product is annotated as intraflagellar transport protein 56. Lineage: Eukaryota; Metazoa; Chordata; Testudines; Geoemydidae. The coding region runs from base 147 to 1850 and encodes 567 amino acids. Gene Ontology annotation, biological process: intraciliary anterograde transport; intraciliary transport involved in cilium assembly. The transcript has 19 exons. Gene Ontology annotation, cellular component: intraciliary transport particle B; ciliary base; ciliary basal body. The record is from RefSeq and is a predicted model, not a curated record. Gene Ontology annotation, molecular function: intraciliary transport particle B binding; protein binding.
AUUGGAUAAGUGAUGUGGAGGAUGCGUCCUGGUUGAAACACCAAAAAGCUUUGAUAAUUGGCUAAAAGGGGGCCAAGAAGACUAUGAAAAGGAGGUGACUGGGAAAUGUUUCAUGGAUUGUCUCGACCUCAGCUGGGGAGCCACACAUGAUGAUCACUACAGACCAGGCAAAGACAGAUGGAGAGAAGAUGCUCUCCCGGGCCAAGCCGGCCGUGGGGGGCGCCCCGCCGCAGGGCGACAAACGGAAGAAGAAAGGCAAGAAAGUCCCGCAGCUGGAGGAGCUGCUGGCCCAGAGGGACUUCACCGGCGCCAUCGCCCUGCUGGAGUUUAAACGGCAUGUGGGGGAACAAGAUGAGGACACUGACCUCUGGAUUGGAUACAGCGCCUUUCACCUGGGGGACUACAAGAGAGCAUUGGAGGAAUAUGAGGCUUUGACCAAGCAACCAGGUUGCAACCCUGAUGUCUGGGUGAACCUAGCAUGCACUUACUUCCUCUUGGGGAUGUAUACACAAGCUGAACAGGCAGGCUUGAAAGCACCUAAAAGUCGACUCCAGAAUCGUCUGCUCUUUCAUCUAGCACAUAAGUUCAGUGAUGAAAAGAAAUUGAUGAGCUUCCACCAGAAUUUGCAGGACAUCACAGAAGAUCAGCUUAGUCUGGCAUCUAUCCACUAUAUGCGGUCCCACUACCAAGAGGCUAUUGAUAUCUACAAACGCAUACUGCUUGAUAACCGGGAAUACCUGGCUCUCAACGUAUAUGUGGCUUUAUGUUACUACAAACUGGAUUACUAUGAUGUUUCACAAGAGGUGCUGGCUGUUUACCUUCAGCAAGUUCCUGACAGCACCAUAGCUCUUAACCUCAAGGCUUGUAACCACUUCCGUCUUUACAAUGGCAAGGCUGCUGAGGCAGAACUCAAGAGUCUGAUGGACAAUGCCUCGUCAUCUUUUGAGUUUGCUAAGGAGCUCAUUAAGCACAAUCUGGUUGUAUUCCGAGGUGGGGAAGGGGCUCUGCAGGUUCUGCCACCCCUGGUUGAUGUUAUUCCUGAAGCCAGAUUGAACCUGGUGAUUUACUAUCUCCGUCAAGAUGAUGUGCAGGAGGCUUAUAACCUGAUUAAGGACCUGGAACCUACAACUCCACAGGAGUACAUACUCAAAGGAGUGGUGAAUGCAGCCCUUGGACAGGAAAUGGGCUCAAGGGAUCAUCUGAAAAUUGCUCAACAGUUCUUCCAGCUUGUGGGAGGAUCAGCCAGUGAAUGUGAUACAAUCCCAGGGAGACAGUGCAUGGCCUCCUGCUUCUUUCUGCUCAGACAAUUUGAUGAUGUCCUGAUUUACCUCAACUCAGUCAAGAGUUAUUUCUACAAUGAUGACACUUUUAACUUUAACUACGCCCAAGCCAAAGCUGCCACUGGCAAUACCAGCGAGGGUGAGGAGGUGUUCCUCUUGAUCCAGAGUGAGAAGAUAAAGAAUGAUUAUGUUUACCUUAGCUGGCUGGCUCGUUGCUAUAUCAUGAAUAAGAAGCCUCGACUGGCCUGGGAGCUCUACCUGAAGAUGGAAACCUCAGGAGAGUCCUUCAGUCUCUUGCAACUCAUUGCAAAUGACUGCUACAAGAUGGGCCAGUUUUACUAUUCAGCCAAAGCCUUUGAUGUUCUGGAGAGACUGGACCCUAACCCUGAAUACUGGGAAGGCAAGAGGGGUGCCUGUGUGGGCAUCUUCCAAAUGAUCUUAGCUGGCCGAGAACCCAAAGAGACACUGCGGGAAGUGCUACAUCUCCUACGGAGUACUGGUAACCCUCAGGUAGAGUAUAUCAUUCGCAUCAUGAAGAAGUGGGCCAAAGAGAACAGAGUGCCUGUCUAAGACAGCAUCACCAAGAAAACCAGGUCAGAUGCCAUCUUUUUGUGCAUAGCGGAGGGCAUGGAGUCCAGCCCUCCCACCCCACACACAUCUUCCUUGUAGUCUUCGUUUAGGGCUGGCCUCUCAUCAAACAUUAAAGAGACUGCCAAACUCUCAGAUGGAGCAAAAAGAGUACUGGAGUUGGACUGCACAAAAUUUCAAUGAUUUUGGUAUGAAGGAUUUCUUUUGGACAGAAGGGGUUUGAAUUCCAUGCUCUUCUCACCUAGAUCCGAGUGGCGUUUUUUCUGUUCUACAGCAAUCCCAGUGUCUAGUUCAAGGGUUCUCAACCUUUUUCAUAUUUUGAUUCCAAUGUUCAGCAACUCAAACUGCCCCUCACAGGCACUCCAGACUCCUUUGCACCAGCUCCCACAGUACUGCAUAAGAUGUACUGUGGCAAUUUGAGAGGUUUACAUUUUAAAAUAGUUCUCCUGGCCUUCAAAGAAGAACUCAGCAAAUCUGCUUCAGCACAAGAGUGGUGAUGGCAAAUGGAAGAAGGAUUGUGUUAUCUUAGCAACUGACUUACUAUUAACAGUUAACAUGUUUUUAAUAUUCCUGGCCUACUGCAGGGUGGAACACACCACAUCCUGAGCAACAUCCAUUUUGAGAUGGAUCCUACUGACCAAUUUAUAACCUCUUUAUCUCUUUCCUUUUUGUCCAAAAGGAUUUGCUAUCCCUUGGCCAAAGUCAGAUUAAUUCUGAACAUGAAGCUAAUCAACCACAAAAGCAGGGCCCCAGAAUUGCUUACUUAUUUUCAAGGAGGAUAGUUACAAGAUUUGGGGGAUUGCUUUUCAAAGCAUGAGGUUCUGAUUGGCUGAGCUGUUUCUUGCUAUAGAGUCUGAUCCUGCAAACAUUUGUGCAUGUUAGUAAAUUUGCUCAUGUGAAUUGUCCCACCAGUUUACCUCUCGCAUCAAUAAAGUUAUUCAUGUAUGUUUACAGGAUCAGGCCCUUCACCAGUCACUACCUUAGACAGCAAUAUGUUGUGCGUUUGCUUGACAGUUUUGCCCAGCAAAUACUCUGCUGUGUUUCAAGGUGGUCUGGAAAGGGAAUUGGGGAGAAUCCUUUUCAGAAUAGACCACUUAAUCCUAAAGGAGAUGAAAUUCUAAGAAGAUGCACAAUGGAUAUGAUAUAGAAAUGAAUUGUAGAGCUUACAGUACAUAAUAUCUGUACAUUAUUUGUAAAGGAAAAAUUACUUAACUUAUAAAGUAUUUUUGUACCUUGUGACAAGAUAUUUCAUUGAACACUAUGAUGUUUGUACCUUGAUUAAA